Messenger RNA from Limulus polyphemus (Atlantic horseshoe crab), 4595 nucleotides. RefSeq lists its product as uncharacterized. Gene Ontology annotation, cellular component: nucleus. Gene Ontology annotation, molecular function: DNA-binding transcription factor activity, RNA polymerase II-specific; sequence-specific DNA binding. The transcript has 4 exons. Gene Ontology annotation, biological process: regulation of transcription by RNA polymerase II. The coding region runs from base 679 to 1464 and encodes 261 amino acids. The record is from RefSeq and is a predicted model, not a curated record. Lineage: Eukaryota; Metazoa; Arthropoda; Merostomata; Xiphosura; Limulidae.
AACACCUCAUUGUAAGGAGCAAAUCAAAUGUUAGGGUUAAAUUGAAACGAAUAGAAUACGAUUGGAAAAUUUUAAUUGUACGGAACAAAUAUCGUAAAGAAGUAAAGCUAAGUCUAAGAACGUCGAUGAUUUUAAGAAAUUGUAGAAGUGGAUCAUGUUCCAUUUCAUAGUAAUGAGUAAAGCAUUGUGUUACUAGGUAUAUCCUUAUAAGUUAUACACAUAAAACCCAGGUAUUGAGGUUAAUUAUACAUCAAGGACUUAAAAUGUCUCUCAACUGUUUUAUUUGAAAUGAAAUAAUCAUUGUACAACAAUGAAAAGACUUGUAUAAGAAGAAUUUUAUGGGUAUUGCCUUAAUGCAUGAAAGAACUGCUGAAGGUUCAUAAGUUGGUGCUUUUAAGUUUAAUUCAUUUUUUGACUUAAGGUGAUCCUGUUGUCAUUCAGUGGUUGUCAUGAGAAAGAGAAAACGUAGAGAACUUCAGGACACACUAGCUCAGAAUAUGAAGUCAAAAUAUUCCAAGAUAAAAUAUCAUCAGUACUUAAAGCAAGAAAAGCUGAAUUAAUGGAAGUGAAAAGUUUAAUACACAUCGGUUAUCAGAAUAUGACUGCAUAAAAAUGACAGUGAAAUAUAAGCUUUCAUUCAUCUGCCCUUGAUUCAUCAUUUGAAUGUAAAUACUUACCAUGAGGGCUCAUGUUGCUUUUAUGUUUUGUGAAAAAAGAAAAGCACAGCCUAUCUGUAGAUCUGAAUCUGUUGAAGAUGUAAUGGAUAAAGAUGUAUCAUUUGAACAAGACAUGGAGUUCUUGAGCCCUAGAAAUGUGGAUGUAUCAUUUGAACAAGACAUGGAGAUCUUGAGCCCUAGAAAUGUGGAUGUAUCAUUUGAACAAGACAUGGAGUUCUUGAGCCCUAGAAAUGUGGAUGUAUCAUUUGAACAAGACAUGGAGAUCUUGAGCCCUAGAAAUGUGGAUGUAUCAUUUGAACAAGACAUGGAGUUCUUGAGCCCUAGAAAUGUGGAUGUAUCAUUUGAACAAGACAUGGAGAUCUUGAGCCCUAGAAAUGUGGAUGUAUCAUUUGAACAAGACAUGGAGUUCUUGAGCCCUAGAAAUGUGGAUGUAUCAUUUGAACAAGACAUGGAGAUCUUGAGCCCUAGAAAUGUGGAUGUAUCAUUUGAACAAGACAUGGAGUUCUUGAGCCCUAGAAAUGUGGAUGUGUCAUUUGAACAAGACAUGGAGUUCUUGAGCCCUAGAAAUGUGGAAGAAAAGCGAUUUCGAUGUACAAUGUGUGAAUCCAAUUUCACCUAUCAGUCAGCUCUGAAGCGUCAUGAGAGAUUUCAACAUGCUGAAAAUGUGUGGAAGAGCUGUCCUAUUUGUGGAGCUUCUUACCGACGGCCUGACAAUCUCACUUCUCACCUGAGAUUACAGCAUGGAGUUUUUUCUAAAUACAAUCGAUCCAGUUCUAUAAUUGAUUAGUUCAGUUUACAGAUAUGAUUUGUUUGUUUCUCAAAAAAUGGUUGUGUUGAAUUUUUAAUCAUUAUGGACUAAGUUAUUUUUGCUAAAGUGUGCAGUAUGCUACAUGUGUAUAUUGAAGUAUGUGAAAGUGUGCAAUAUGUGCUACGUGUGUAUUAAAAUCUGUGAAAGUGUGCCAUAUGUGCUACAUGUGUGUAUUGAAAUCUGUGAAAGUGUGCCAUAUGUGCUACGUGUGUGUAUUGAAAUCUGUGAAAGUGUGCCAUAUGUGCUACAUGUGUGUAUUGAAAUCUGUGAAAGUGUGCCGUAUGUGCUACAUGUGUGUACUGAAAUCUGUGAAAGUGUGCCGUAUGUGCGACAUGUGCGUAUUAAAAUCUGUGAAAGUGUGCAGUAUGUGCUACAUGUGUAUUAAAAGUUGUGAAAGUGUGCAGUAUGUGCUACACGUGUGUAUUAAAAUAUGUGAAAGUGUGCUGUAUGUGCUACACAUGUUUUUUAAAAUCUGUGAACGUCUGCCAUAUGUGCUACAUGUGUGUGUAUUAAAAGUUGUGCAUCAAAUGCUGUUGGUAAUCCUACAAAAAGUUGUGAUUGUAAAGGUAUUCAGAAAGUGUUUUAAGUCUGUUAUGACAGCUCUAACCUGUCGGGGGGGGGGGGGGAGAAAGGAUAUGCAAGAGAAGUGUUAAAUAAAGUUUGCAUAUUUUGUAACCCAGCUGCUCGUCACCACAAUCUUUAUGUUGCAGCUAAUAUAUUACUGGUAUUGUUAUCAGUCUGGAACAGAUGAUGAAAAAAAUAACAUUGUCUCUACUUAUGGUACAUAUCUUGUGCUCUUAGCAGCGUACAAGUUUCCUUCAUUUGUAUAAAUAUGAUUUUAAUUACAGUUCAGAGAAAGAUAUGUAUUUCAGCUUGUUUUAUUGUAACAAUUAUCAUAGCCUAAAAUGAUCAUAAUAUUAAGCAGUGCUGUGCGUGAAUGAUAAAUAUAUAUUCUAAUUGGGCAAAGAAUUAUUUUCAUCCGAUCAGAAAGUGUGAUUAGACUCGACAGCUGGACUUGGGGUUAUGUUCAUCAUGCCAUUUUUUGAUAUAAUUUUUGACUAUGUCUUAUUCUAAUACACAUGUAUUAUUGAAUAUCGUUAAGAGAUUGACAUAAUUAAAAUCAUUAUUACCUAUUGUGAUGCCUUUUCACACCUGACACCCCCGUUGAUAAAUGUUUUUAUGGUAUUCUUUCUUUGAUGUUUUUGUGGAACUUCUGUACCGUUUAUUAUAAAAAUGAAAGUUUUUUUUUGUGUUUAAUUAUAUUUUUUAUUAAAGUAACAGUGUUUUAUAGAUAAAAAUACAUUUUAAAAACUUUUAACUUCUCUGUGUUAAUCUUUUAUUUGUUGAAGAAGAAAUUACUGAUAGAAUAUUAUUUGUAGGACUUACACUUGUGAUUGGAGAACAAAUAAAUUUUGAUACCUAGGUUCUUGUAUUUCAUUUCUUGUACGUUCACUGCCAACCUGAUGAAUUAAUAACAAUUAAUUACUAAGACUUUUUAGAAAGAAAUCAAGAAGAUGUGUAGUUGUGUCAGUUUCAAGUUACAAAAUUGGAAGAAUACUAAAUUGCAAAAUGGAACAGAAAUAAAAUGUUUUAAAUCAUUAGAAAUUCUGUGUAAAGUCAAACGCUGAUCCUUUUUGCAUGUUACAAGAUUAGGAUGGUAAAUUUUUUUAUUUGAAGUUUUUCUUUCCAUUUGUUUUCCACAACUUUCUCUAUACCGUUUAUAAAACUGUGUUAAAACUAGCAGUGGCAUGACUUUAAUCACAUUUCAGAAAUGUUAGAUACUGUGUGGGCAGCCCAAUGGCCGUGUGUGGCCAUUUUGAAAAAAAUGUGUGGUCAAUUCACAGAAUCAUCGAUAGUUUUUUUUUUUUUAGCUGGUCAGAGAAAAUGAACACUAAAUGUCUCAUUGAAAUUUUUUUGUACUUUUGCGUUGUGUUUAUAAUUGAACUUGACAGUCUUUAGAAUCCUGAAAUAUAUUUAUUUAGCAAACAUUUUCUGUUUUAAUAGGAGUGUGACCAUUUCUGUGAUCGACUGGCCACAUCCAUGGGCAGGAAAAAAAUUUGGUUGCCCACCCAUGCGUUAGGCUAACAGAAUCCUUGAAUACGUUUGUCUUGUGUAUGUAUGUAUAUGACUGAAAUCUUACAAAAUAAAGGUAGAGACAAAAGAAAGAAGAAUAUGGUAUUUUUCUUGUCAUUUUUAUUUUAAAGUGCAAUGCUCUUUUGUAGAAAAGCACUUUCAGAUUUAAAUUGAUUAAUUUUAUUUUACAUAAAAGAAUUAUUACUUUGAUGUGACUUUCAAAGUUCCAUCACAUUUUCAUAUUAAAAGCUAGGACACUAUUAAUUCAAGCUUAGUUUUGUGAUUCCGAUGGCAAGAAACUUGAAGAUUUAGAGCUGAAGGUACUUCUUGUUUGUAUUUGUAAACUGACAGAAGAAAUGUAAUAUAAGAACAACACAAAUUUUUUGUCUGGCACUGUUAUGGCAGUAGGAUCUGUAAACAUUUAUUUGUCUGGUACUGUUGUUGGCAGUAGGAUCUGUAACACCAUGCUGUCUAGUACUAAUUUUUCUUGUGGUGUGUCUGCUAUAUAUAGCUGCGGUAUGAUGGUUGCUGAAACUUAUAAGUGAUUUGAUGUAAUUACUUUGUUGCUUUGGGCGUAGUUUGAUUCUUUAGGUCAGUAGAUGAAAAUGAAUGUUUUAAUUUUUAAGUAUGUGUAGUGAACAAUUGUCAUCACUGACUGAAAAAGUGUUUUUAUUCCCAACUUUCUUUGGAAAAGGUUCAGAACAGUGGAUUGCUGCAACAUGAUGUUUUGAUCCAAACUGUAUUAUAUUCCACUUGGAUUGACAUAGAACUUUGCUUUUAUACACGGUCAUAUUUGUAAUGAAAGAGGUUUCUUGUUAAACACUAAAACGAUUAAGGUAAAAUAAAAAAAGAAAAUUAAAUCAUUAGUCAGUAAGUAGGAUGACCAGAUGUCCCGGUUUUGGUAGACAGUCCCAUUGUUUAAUAGUUUGUACCAAUGUCUCAAGAAAAUUUGGGAAGCACAAAAUGUCCCAGCUUCAUGAUAAAGAUAUCAAAUUGUCAGUCACAUCGAAUCACGAAUGUGAUAGGCCUACUUUACU